AUGUGUCAUUCUCCUCUUCAUUCCUUCCUUGUUGCGCUGCCCAAAUGCGAGCACCACAUGCACCUUGAGGGUGCUCUAUCACCCUUGCUUUUGUUUGAAAUUGCCUCUAGGAACAAGAUUUCAUUACCUACACCAAGUGAAGAUGCAUCGUUCGCAUCUACUGCGUCUUUACUCGAACGCUACGCCCGCUUUGCAUCGCUUGACGACUUCCUUCAUUAUUACUUUAUUGGUAUGACUAGCCUAAUCCAUGCUCGGGACUUUGAGGACCUGGCUUGGGAUUACUUCCUUAGAGCCAAAGAGCAUGGUGUUUUGCACGCCGAAGUAUUUUUCGAUCCACAAGCCCAUACAUCGCGUGGUAUUGAAUUCAAGACUGUUGUGUCCGGAUUCGAAAAAGCCUGCAAGCGAGCAGAAAACGAACUUGGCAUUAGUACACUACUGAUACCGUGCUUACUGAGACAUCUCCCGGUCCAAGAUGGCGAAAGCGCUUAUCAUGAAGCGUUGGGUGAUUUGAGAAAUGGAAGACUGGCCGGUCUCGGAUUAAGCUCCAGCGAGAAAGGAUAUCCACCAGGCCUUUUCAAAGAUAUCUACAAGGAAGCAAAGGAGGCGAACAUUCGAAGGACAGCUCAUGCCGGCGAAGAAGGUCCCGUUGAAUAUAUCAGAGAGGCUAUAAGGGUCUGCGAUAUACAACGAAUUGAUCAUGGUUUCAGGCUGGCUGAGGACGAAGAGCUCAUGAAAGAGGUAGCAGAGAAGCAGAUGCUAGUAACAUUAUGUCCCUUAUCAAAUCUCAAAUUGCAGUGCGUGUCAGAUGUUGGACAACUUCCAGUCCGCAAAUUUCUGGAUGCAGGAGUGCAAUUCUCAAUCAACUGCGAUGAUCCAGCUUAUUUCACAAGCUACAUCCAGGACAACUACUGUGCUGUUCAAGAGGCAUUUGAUCUCAGCAUCAAUGAGUGGAGUAGGAUUGCGAAAGCGGCGGUGAGGGGAAGUUGGUGCCAUGAGCAACGAAAACAGUUCCUCUUGGACAAGGUUCAGACGGUCGUUGCAGCUCACGGAAAGUGA
Molecule: messenger RNA, 1056 nt
Organism: Bacidia gigantensis
Lineage: Eukaryota; Fungi; Ascomycota; Lecanoromycetes; Lecanorales; Ramalinaceae
Exons: 1
Coding region: 1-1056 (351 amino acids)
Biological process (GO): adenine catabolic process; hypoxanthine salvage
Cellular component (GO): cytosol; nucleus
Molecular function (GO): adenine deaminase activity
Source: RefSeq, a predicted model, not a curated record